Messenger RNA from Episyrphus balteatus (marmalade hoverfly), 2507 nucleotides. It is a transcript of the gene Caf1-105, whose product is annotated as chromatin assembly factor 1 subunit B. Gene Ontology annotation, molecular function: protein binding. The record is from RefSeq and is a predicted model, not a curated record. Gene Ontology annotation, biological process: DNA replication-dependent chromatin assembly; nucleosome assembly. The transcript has 2 exons. Bases 334 to 2466 code for a protein of 710 amino acids. Lineage: Eukaryota; Metazoa; Arthropoda; Insecta; Diptera; Syrphidae. Gene Ontology annotation, cellular component: CAF-1 complex; nucleus.
UCAUGACGGUUUUUCUUUGUUGUUGCUUACAACUUGAGGAGAAGAGAAUACAAUUUUGAAGUGAAAUGAAAUCCCACGUAAUUGCUAUAAUAAAGAAAAAUCAUAAUUAAAAAAUCGUCCAAUGUAAAUACCGACAUUAUGGGAACCUGAACCAGAGAUAACUAUAAAAUGAACAUGGCUAAUAAUUUUUUGACAUUUCAAUUUUCAAACCUCUACCAUCUGCGAACAGAACUAAAAAAAUAAACUUGGCGGGAAUAUUUUGUCAUUCUACUUUAAAAGUUUAUCAUUUCGUUUGUGUUUUUAUUUUAAGCAAAUUUAAUAAAAAACAUCACUAUGAAAUGCAAAAUUCCUGAAAUAUCCUGGCAUAAUCGUGAUCCAGUUCUAAGUGUUGAUAUUCAGCCAAAAACAGAAAAAUCAUCAUUAUAUCGAUUGGCCUCCGGAGGCACAGACUCCCACGUACUAAUUUGGAGUCUCUCCAUCACUGAAACUGGCGAAGUGAAUUUGGAUGUUGCUGCUGAUUUAACUAGACACCAAAGAGCUGUAAAUGCUGUCAAAUGGUCUCCAAAUGGGGAGCUAUUAGCUUCUGGAGAUGAUGAAAGUGUGAUAUUUAUUUGGAAGCAAAAGGAAGAAAGUGAACACAUUAUGUAUGUCCUAGACAAUGCCAACGAAAAUGACAAAGAAAUCUGGAUAACUAUGAAGGUUCUUCGUGGCCAUAUGGAAGAUAUCUAUGACUUGAGCUGGGCUCCAAAUUCUCAAUUUCUUGUGAGUGGAUCUGUUGAUAACACGGCUAUCAUUUGGGAUGUUCAGAAAGGGAAAUCGCUUUCGAUCCUUAAAGACCAUAAAGGGUUUGUGCAAGGCGUGGCUUGGGAUCCCAAAAACCAGUAUAUCGCCACACUCAGUACUGAUCGAAUUUUGAGGAUUUUCGACAUACAAACCAAGAAGGUUAUUCACAGGAACAGUAAGUCAACGUUGCCAGUUCCAAAAGAAAGUGAUUUGUAUGACAAAAAGGUGCGCUUAUACCAUGACGAUACUCUGCAAACAUUUUUUCGUCGUUUGUGCUUCUCUCCCGAUGGAAAACUAUUAAUUACUCCAGCUGGUGUUGUUGAUUAUGACGGAGCAACACAGCUUCUCCAUACCACCUAUGUCUACAGUCGGUUUUCCCUCAAACAACCAUCGAUAGUAUUACCAUCACCCGAUCAGUAUACAGUAGCAGUCAAAUGCUGUCCGAUUUUAUUUAAAUUACGAGACAAGGCCGGUCCCUGCCCUGCUGUUAUUCCCUUACCCUAUCGGAUGAUUUUCGCAAUAGCUACCAAGAGUUCUGUGUACCUCUAUGAUACUCAGCAAAAAGUUCCAUUUGGCUUGAUUUCCAACAUUCAUUAUACACGCCUUACAGAUAUUGCUUGGUCGAAUGAUGGCAGAAUAAUGAUUGUUUCUAGUACGGAUGGAUUUUGUUCCAUAAUAACCUUCGAUGAUGGUGAGCUAGGGGAAGAAUAUGAAGAUGUGGGCAUUCUCCAGCCUUUGGAACCAGUAUGUGAUAAAAAGAACAAUAAAAAUAAGCAAAGAGAAGCCGUUGUUGGUAGUAAAAAAAUAGAACCAGAAAACACGGUUACACUAAAUAAAAAAAACGAUGAAAAUGUAAACAACUUUCCUAGAGAAAAUAUUUCGCAUGAGUUGAUUAUUGACAAAGAUAUCAUAAGUUCGGAUGAAAAGUUUGAAUCUCCAGAGAAAAAGAUGCGUCCAGCUACUCCUAUUGUUGUUCGACGUCAUCCAAGAACACCUAGUAGUACGACUGCUAUACAGCAGUCCUCGAGUAAUAUAAAAUCUAAUACAUCAUCCCCUUUAACAUCAAGUCCACUUUCAGUACAAAAAACAUCUGUUCCAGCUUCAGAUAAAGGGAGUGCUAAAAAAGCAACUCCAAUUGCGAUUCGCCGCAAACCAAGGGCUCUUAUUCCAACAGUUGUGGAGAAAACUGCAAUUGUGGAAGAGGCAAUGGAUGCUUGGCCAAUUAAAGUAGACUCACCUGAGAAAAGUGUUGUGGACAUUCAACCAUCAAAUAAAUCGGAAGACAAACUUGAUGUGAAGAAAAAUUCAAAUCAAGUAAAAAUCAAUGAAAAUGAAGCAUCAAAUGACUGCACAGAAGAUAUCCACUUGGUCUACGAGGAUACAGUGGAUGAAACUUCGAAUCAAAAUGAUGCAUCAACGGAAACUCCAACUCCUAAAAAAGCAACUCCAACUAAAAUUGAAGAAACAAACGAUUGCACUGAAGAUAUUCGAUUGGUAUAUGAAGAUACAAUUGAAGAAAUUUCAAAAGAAUCUUCUAUCGUCGAUAAUAAAGAAGAGCCUGCACAUAAAAACAAAGUUGAAAAAUCAAAUAGUAUUCAAGGGACUCCGGAACAUAAGAGCACUCGAAGGGUGGAACUGAAGACAAUUUCUACUCCAAAAUCAAAAAAAAAGUUGUUAGAAUAGUAUAAUUACUUUUUUUUUUUAUUCACGUAAUAAAUUUAUUU